Molecule: messenger RNA, 608 nt
Organism: Phyllostomus discolor (pale spear-nosed bat)
Lineage: Eukaryota; Metazoa; Chordata; Mammalia; Chiroptera; Phyllostomidae
Product: histone H2A type 1-like
Cellular component (GO): nucleosome
Molecular function (GO): structural constituent of chromatin; DNA binding; protein heterodimerization activity
Source: RefSeq, a predicted model, not a curated record
CUUACAAGCUUAUCCAUGUCUGGACGCGGUAAGCAGGGCGGCAAGGCGCGCGCCAAGGCCAAGACGCGCUCGUCGCGGGCCGGGCUGCAGUUCCCCGUGGGCCGCGUGCACCGCCUGCUGCGCAAGGGCAACUACGCCGAACGGGUCGGCGCCGGCGCGCCCGUGUACCUGGCGGCCGUGCUGGAGUACCUGACGGCCGAGAUCCUGGAGCUGGCGGGCAACGCGGCGCGCGACAACAAGAAGACGCGCAUCAUCCCGCGCCACCUGCAGCUGGCCAUCCGCAACGACGAGGAGCUCAACAAGCUGCUGGGCAAGGUGACCAUCGCGCAGGGCGGCGUGCUGCCCAACAUCCAGGCCGUGCUGCUGCCCAAGAAGACCGAGAGCCACCACAAGGCCAAGGGCAAGUAAAAGCCUGUAGCAACUCCAACCACUUGAAACCAAAGGCUCUUUUCAGAGCCACCCAUCUUGGCACUGAAAGGGCUUGCAUAACCGUUACAGUACUUUCUCAGUCUACAAGUAGAUGGCAGUAUGAAAACACGGGGAAAUAGGAAAGUAUCCAGUGGAGAUUUACACCAUGAAGUUGCCAGUCAGCCCAGGAAAACGGACAC